UCACGCCUCCAACAAAACAACAAAGCCAUCAACGCGACCCCCUCCCUCCUCUCCUUCCAGGUGGCCACCCAUUAAUCCUCCUGCUCCUUGCUCGGUUAUCUGCCUCUUGACCCCGACCCUUCGCCCUCUCCUCCCUCCCUCGCGCCAUCGCUCCACUAUAUUGUUGUGCACGCACGCUUAACCAGCCCAGGCCUCUCUCCCCGUUCCGUUACUCCGUCCGUGCCCGUCCAUGGGGAGACUGUGCUGCCCGACGGCUGCGCUUCUGCUGCUGCUGCUCGUCUCCUUCGGUUUCAGCCUUGGCUCCUGCAGCUCCGACGCUCAGCAAGGAAGGGCGAACCACCGGGAGGAAGAUGCACGGCCCGCAGAUCGGCGGGUAAACCAAGCGGUACACAUCCGAGAAGCUCUACCACGACCGAACAGGUACAGGUCCAAGCAGUCGACGGCGUUCCCGCAGUGGCCACCCUGGCCAUGGGCACCGAUAACGACGCCGACAACAAGUUCACCGCCGUUGCAGGGUGCUGUCUCCCCGUCAAGCGCUCCCGCGCCGGCGCCGGCUGUCGCCAAGCCUCUGGCGGUGCCGCCUCGGCACGCCGACGAGCCCGCGCACAGCAUCACGGUGCCACCGGCGCCAGCGACAGUGGUGACCCACGGCGCUGCGGCGGUCGGAGAAGCGUCGAGCGAGGCGGCGGGCCAUGAUCCUGCAAGGCGGCGUAUGUAUGUCAUCGCCGGAGCAGGAGCUUCCCUCCUUGUGGCAAUGUCGGCGGCACUGUUGGUCCUGUGCUACCGGUCCAGCAAGGUGGUCACCGUCAGGCCGUGGGCGACCGGCCUGAGCGGGCAGCUGCAGAAAGCGUUCGUGACAGGCGUGCCGGCGCUCAAGAGGUCGGAGCUCCAGGCCGCCUGCGAAGACUUCAGCAACGUCAUCGGCUGCCUGUCGGAUUACAUGAUGUACAAGGGGACGCUGUCGAGCGGCGUCGAGAUCGCCGUCAUAUCGACGACCAAGAAGUCCGGCAAGGAGUGGUCCAAGCAGUGCGAAACCCAGUUCAGGAAAAAGAUAACAAGCCUGUCCAGAGUUAACCACAAGAACUUUGUGAACCUGCUGGGCUACUGUCAGGAAGAGCAGCCAUUCACGAGGAUGAUGGUGUUCGAGUAUGCUCCCAACGGCACUCUCUACGAGCAUCUCCAUGUGAGGGAGGACGGUCACCUGGACUGGCCGACGCGGCUGCGGGUGGCAGUCGGGGUCGCCUACUGCCUGGAGCACAUGCACCAGCUGAGCCCGCCGGAGAUCCUCAAGACGCUCGACACGUCCACCGUGUACCUCACAGACGACUUCGCGGCCAAGAUCGCGGACGUCUUCUUCUGCUCCGACGAGGCGGCCUCGUCGACCAGGACGGAGAUGGCGAGCCUGCAGUCCCUCCUGGCGCUGUCCGACAGGGAGAGCGUCGUGUACAGCUACGGCAUGGUGCUGCUGGAGAUCAUGUCCGGCAGGUUCACGGCGUCGGCGGGCGGCCUGCUGGAGGGCUGGGCGGCGAGCUUCCUCCGAGGGGAGAGACAGCUGAGGGACGUCAUGGACCCUGGCCUAAGAUGGAACGCGACCCUCCAGGCCGAGACCGUCAACAGGCUGGACAGCGUGAUACGGUCCUGCACCGACCGGGAGGCGAGGCGGCGACCCGCCAUGGCAGAGGUCGCAAGGUGGUUGAGGGAGAUCACCGCCAUGCCGCCGGAAGCAGCUACCCCCAAGGUGUCGCCGCUGUGGUGGGCGGAGCUGGAGAUCAUAUCCACUGAGGCCACCUGAAGUUCACACAGGAGCUGAGCAUUCAGGUUUGCAACAACAGUUGUUGUACCAACAGUUGGGAUCGCAGUGUGUGUAUGUGGUGUAGCAUAGCGCCAGAGUACUGCUUGUAUUUGCUUCACUAAAAAAACCUUGUAGUUUGUCCGGAUUUUGUAACCUGAGUGCAGCUACUGCAUACUGCAGCACGCACAACACCCUGCAGAAGAGACAUCCGCAGCA
Molecule: messenger RNA, 2008 nt
Organism: Hordeum vulgare subsp. vulgare (domesticated barley)
Lineage: Eukaryota; Viridiplantae; Streptophyta; Magnoliopsida; Poales; Poaceae
Product: probable inactive receptor-like protein kinase At3g56050
Exons: 6
Coding region: 230-1792 (520 amino acids)
Biological process (GO): protein phosphorylation
Molecular function (GO): ATP binding; protein kinase activity
Source: RefSeq, a predicted model, not a curated record